GGGCGCCCGGUCUAAGUCAGCAGUCUAACGAGGCGAAAGAGGAUGCUAAGCCGGCUACAGGAGCUCCGCAAGGAGGAGGAAACGCUUCUGCGUCUAAAGGCGGCCCUACUCGACCAACUGAACCGCCUCAAGGUGGAAGAACUGGCCCUCCAAUCCAUGAUAAGUUCUCGAAGAGGGACUGAGACACUCUCUUCUCAGCCUGCACCUGAACAGUUGUGUGAUAUGGCAGUGCACGUAGACAAUGAAGCGUCCAUCAAUCAAACCACACUGAAGCUGAGUACAAGGAGCCCUAUGGAGGUGGAAGAGGAGGAGGAAGAGGAGGAAGAAGAAUCUGAUUCGUAAAGAGCUAGGAUGAGAUGCACGUCUGAACAGACAAGCAUGGGAGAAGCCUGAAAGCAACAUGGCAUGCCGCUGGGCAGAGGAGUUCCUCUUUGCUGUUUCCCAAAGGUUCAGAUGCUAGCGGCGUGGGUUGGUGUGCUGGGCUGGUUAAGCCCAAUGGUGGAACAGAGCCAACCUGCGAAGUCCACUUCCUCAGCAUCAGAUCUCUUGAUGAAAGCAUGAACCUGUGUGCAGAAAACAGAAAGGAAGUGCUGUUAAAAACUACCAGGAAGGAAAAGCAAGAGUCUCAGCCUGGGUACCACUUGGAAGAUACUUCUAAGUGUUUGCCCUUGAGCAGUAAGUAGGCCAGCUACAGCCCAGAGACCCUGAGCCACAUGUAUAAGCUGUGCAGCCCUGGGGCAACCUUGUCUCUCUAAGCAACUCUGGCUUGUUAGAAGGUACGCUACACUCAAGGCUACACAAGGCAUGGUGUCUGGAUCUUAAAGUAUCACAUUACUGUGCCACUGCCAUCAAACAAGAACUAGAUAGAGCCGGGCGGUGGUGGCCACGCAUGCCUUUAAUCCCAGCACUCGGGAG
Messenger RNA from Onychomys torridus (southern grasshopper mouse), 915 nucleotides. It is a transcript of the gene Snapc5, whose product is annotated as small nuclear RNA activating complex polypeptide 5. The transcript has 4 exons. Lineage: Eukaryota; Metazoa; Chordata; Mammalia; Rodentia; Cricetidae. The coding region runs from base 43 to 342 and encodes 99 amino acids. Gene Ontology annotation, biological process: transcription by RNA polymerase II; transcription initiation at RNA polymerase III promoter. Gene Ontology annotation, cellular component: nucleus. The record is from RefSeq and is a predicted model, not a curated record.